AUGGCCUUCAAUGCUACUGUUACUAUCAAUGAGGUGCCCGUAACAAUCUUCAGAAAACUUUACGAAAUCGAGAGUCGACCGCUCGGAGUGGCUAUCUUGGUGCUAUUUGCCGUGACGUAUGCUAGUUUUGUUCUUACGAAGAGCUCACCAGAGGCAAAAGUUCCAUUUGUAGGCUUGGAGCUUGGAAGCCUGUCAAAGAGGAAAAAGAAGUACGUCACCGACGCCAAUGCUCUCCUCAAAGAAGGAAUUGUAGCAGGGCAGAGGUUUUACACUGAAUUGUGUGACUUCAAAGAUGAUGAACUAAGCUUCAAGGGGUCUAUCUCGGACCUUUUUGCAACCCAUUAUACUGGGGUUUUGAUAUCAGACGACUUGAAAGAACUCGCCAUAAACCGGGACUUAACUCCAGGAAUGGCAAGGCUUACGGAAACUCUUGAAGAUGAAGUCAACUACAUUGUUGGGAAGGAAAUAGGUUCAUGCAAAGAAUGGAAAGCCGUUAUUAUGAAUAAGGCAACUCAGAAUAUAAUUGCAUCUGUCACGGCACGAUCCUUUGUUGGAAUGGACCUUUGUCGUGACCCAGACUGGCUCCGAAUUUCAGUAGACUAUUGGAUGGAUGCUUUCGCAGCAGCCAAGUCGAUUAAAUUUUGGCCAGUGUUUUUGCGUCCGAUUGCAGCUCGUCUCAUGCCACAACCAGCUCGUAUGCAUGCAACCCGCCAAGAAGCCCAACGACUGGUGGUACCCGUCUUGAAAAAGCGCCUGGAUGCCAUGCAAAAUGAUCCAGACUAUCAGAAACCAGACGAUAUCAUGCAGUGGAUGAUUGAUAGACUCGGUGAUAAAGCUGGUACUGAUGAAGAGCUCCAUCAUCAGGCUCAUCUGCAAUUGGCACUUGCCAUGGGUGCUAUUCAUUCGACCAAUUUUACACUUUUGCAUGAGAUGUUUGAUUUGGCUGCCUAUCCUGAGUAUCAUGAGCCGUUGAGAGAAGAGUACAGAGAGGCCUUGAAAUCAACCGGUGGUAUUCUGACAAAAGUAACACUCAACAAGCUGUUGAUGUUGGACAGCUUCAUGAAGGAAUCGCAGCGCUACAAUCCUCCGGGUCUAACAAACGGUCGUCGCAAGACUCUGAAAGAUCUGGUUCUGUCCAAUGGUACAGUAAUACCCACAGGCAGUAAUAUUGAGCUUCCGGCCGGCGCUGUCAAUGCAGAUCCAUCAAUCUAUCCCCAUGCAGAUGAAUUUGAUGGCUUCCGUUUUUACAAGCUUCGUAAACGCAGUGAAGAUGAUAUGAACAAACAUCAGUUUGUGACUUCAAGCCGGGACAGCUUGAACUGGGGCUACGGACGACAUGCCUGCCCUGGACGGUUCUUCGCUGUUGAUGAGAUUAAAGUCAUUCUUAGUAAAAUAUUGCAGAGCUAUGACCUCGCGUUGGUAGAUCCAGCAGCUGGCCGAUACAAGAACUCCAGCUUUGAGACCAUGGUCAUCCCAGAUAUGGAAAAGGCUGUAAUGUUCAGAGAGAGGGCUGUCUAA
Molecule: messenger RNA, 1518 nt
Organism: Venustampulla echinocandica
Lineage: Eukaryota; Fungi; Ascomycota; Leotiomycetes; Helotiales; Pleuroascaceae
Product: putative Cytochrome P450
Exons: 7
Coding region: 1-1518 (505 amino acids)
Molecular function (GO): iron ion binding; monooxygenase activity; oxidoreductase activity, acting on paired donors, with incorporation or reduction of molecular oxygen
Source: RefSeq, a predicted model, not a curated record